AUGCCAACUUAUGCUAAGUUUAUGAAGGACAUUCUCACAAAGAAAAGGAGGUAUACGGAUCAAGAAACCAUCAAUCUCGAUGCUUGUUGUAGCGUCAUCAUUCAAAGAACUCUCCCUCGGAAAGAAAUCAAUCAUGGGAGGGUUACAUUAGCUGUCACUAUAGAGAAUGUAUACAUUGGCAAAGUAUUGAUUGAUUUGGGUUCUAGCAUAAACAUGAUUCUAUUAUCCGUGGUUCAAAAGUUAGGUAACAUUGAAAUGAAAUCAACAAAGACGACAUUACAAUUGGCCGAUAAGUCUAUCACUCUUCCGCAUGGAGAGGUUGAAGAUGUUUUAGUUAAGGUGGACAAGUUCUUGUUUCCAGUUGAUUUCAUUGUUAUAGACAUGGAAGGUGAUGACGAUGCACCUUUGAUUAUAGGAUGA
Molecule: messenger RNA, 420 nt
Organism: Lathyrus oleraceus (garden pea)
Lineage: Eukaryota; Viridiplantae; Streptophyta; Magnoliopsida; Fabales; Fabaceae
Exons: 1
Coding region: 1-420 (139 amino acids)
Source: RefSeq, a predicted model, not a curated record